Molecule: messenger RNA, 783 nt
Organism: Schizosaccharomyces osmophilus
Lineage: Eukaryota; Fungi; Ascomycota; Schizosaccharomycetes; Schizosaccharomycetales; Schizosaccharomycetaceae
Gene: faf1
Product: rRNA processing protein Faf1
Exons: 1
Coding region: 1-783 (260 amino acids)
Biological process (GO): maturation of SSU-rRNA from tricistronic rRNA transcript (SSU-rRNA, 5.8S rRNA, LSU-rRNA)
Cellular component (GO): nucleolus
Source: RefSeq, a predicted model, not a curated record
AUGGAGGAGAAAGAUGCUUUAUUGAAGUUGCAAAAGCAUUUUGAAACUCAAUUUGGUAACGUGGAAGGGAUCUUGCCUGUUCAAACUCAAAGUUCCAAUGAAGAAUCUGAAAACGAAAACGAAGAAAGUGGGAAUGAAAGCUUAGAUGAAUCAGAGAAAAGUUUUUUGGAGGAAAACGAAGAAGAGGAAUGGACACCUUCAUCUUCUGCUUCCAUCGUAAGAGUAUCUCAUCAAGACAAGGAAAAGCCCAUUGUUUCAAGUGCACCCGGAAAAAUUUCGUUUUUUAAGAAAAUGCCAAAAUUGGAAACGGAAGAAGACUUACAUAUCAAAAGAAGAAAUGAGCUUCGCAGGAGAAAGUUUUCCAAAGAUGAUGAAGAAGGCGAUACCCCCGAUAAUGAAGCUGAGAAUUUGAAAAACGAUGCAGAGCUUCAAAAACUUCUUCGAGAAUCCCAUUUGCUUCAUGAGGUUUCUUCACGUACGGGAGAAACAAAUCUUGUAGCUCAAGGAAAGGUGCGACAGAAAGCCGUCCAACAACACAUCAAGGAAUUAGGAGGAAAGGAGAAAGAACAAAAGAUGCCAAUGGUUGCUAGAAAGGGAAUGACCCAAAAAAGAAAGCAUGUCGACCAGAUUAUUGAGAAGGAGGCUCGAGAAAGCGGCACAGUCUUGGCGAAAAAGGCAAAACAACCGAAAAAGCAAAAGAAGGGAUUUGUUCCUGGAACCUUUUCUUUACCUGGAAAGUUUGUUGGCGGAACGCUUCGCCUUCCAAAGAACAUGACUUCUUAA